Molecule: messenger RNA, 537 nt
Organism: Lycium ferocissimum
Lineage: Eukaryota; Viridiplantae; Streptophyta; Magnoliopsida; Solanales; Solanaceae
Exons: 1
Coding region: 1-537 (178 amino acids)
Source: RefSeq, a predicted model, not a curated record
AUGAAUUCUUUGGAGGAAGUGAAGAAGGUUGUCUUUGAACUUGUAGGAGACAGUGCAUGUGGACCUGAUGGUUUCUCAGGAAUUUUCUAUCAAAAAUGUUGGGAUAUAGUUGGUGUAGAUACCUACAAUGUGGUCAAAGCUUUUUAUGAAGGGCAGACUCUUCCAAAAUAUGUCACUCAUACUAACUUCGUUUUUCUACCAAAGAAAGCCAUUGUCAACACUUUUUCUGAUUUGAGGCCCAUCAAUCUUAGCAACUUCAUCAACAAGGUCAUAACUAGAGUGAUUCAUGAUAGGUUGGAAUCUAUCCUCAUUUCAUUGAUAUCUCCAAACCAAUCUGGUUUUGUUAAGGGCAAAAACAUUAUUAAAAAUGUGUUACUUAAACAAGAAUUAGUAGCUGAUAUUAGACAGAGAGGAAAACCAACAAAUGUGGUUAUCAAGUUAGAUAUGGCAAAAGCUUAUGAUAGGGCAUCUUUGAGUUAUCUUAUACAAGUGAUGAAGAAGAUGGGAUUUGCAGAUAUGUUUGUUGAUAUGAUUUGA